Trachemys scripta elegans is the source of this 5653-nucleotide messenger RNA. RefSeq names its product dynein heavy chain 17, axonemal-like. NCBI's taxonomy places the organism in Eukaryota, Metazoa, Chordata, Testudines, Emydidae. Gene Ontology annotation, biological process: microtubule-based movement. Gene Ontology annotation, molecular function: dynein intermediate chain binding; minus-end-directed microtubule motor activity; dynein light intermediate chain binding. The coding region runs from base 1 to 5475 and encodes 1824 amino acids. Gene Ontology annotation, cellular component: dynein complex. The record is from RefSeq and is a predicted model, not a curated record. The transcript is spliced from 31 exons.
AUGGAAGGUUUAUCACUGACUCAAAGGAAGCAGGCAUCAAUCAAGAAACUAGGACUGACCGAUUUGUAUGUUUGGCAGGGACUACUGUUCUCCACUGCUGAAUGCCUUAAAACUCCGAUUGACCUAGUCCGGCUCUGGCUGCAUGAAGCUGAGAGAGUGUAUGGAGAUAAACUCAUUGACGAGAAAGAUAAAGAAAGCUUUGAAAGAGUUCUAGUAGCUACCUGUAAAAAAUACUUUGACGAACUUGGUGAGAAUCUGCUGUUUGCGAAGCCCAACAUUUACUGUCACUUUGCCCAGGGCAUUGGCGAGCCCAAGUACUUCCCUGUGUCAGACUCCGGGUAUCUGAACAAGCUGCUAGUGGAAGCCCUGGAGACGUACAAUGAGGUCAAUGCCGUGAUGAAUCUGGUGCUGUUUGAAGAUGCUGUGUCUCACAUUUGCAGAAUUAAUCGGAUAUUAGAGUCUCCCCGAGGGAAUGCCUUAUUGGUGGGAGUAGGAGGGAGCGGAAAGCAAAGUCUUUCCCGACUAGCAGCCUAUAUUAGUGCUCUGGAUGUAUUUCAGAUCACACUGAAGAAAGGAUAUGGAAUUCCUGACCUCAAGCUGGAUCUGGCCUCUCAGUAUAUCAAAGCAGCUGUGAAGAAUACACCCACCGUAUUCCUAAUGACAGAUUCACAGGUUGCAGAGGAGCAAUUCCUGGUCUUGAUCAAUGAUCUCUUAGCCUCUGGAGAGAUCCCAGGACUCUUUCAGGACGACGAAGUGGAAAAUAUUAUCGGUGCCAUGAGGCCACAAGUGAAAUCUAUUGGAAUGCAAGAUACAAGGGAAAACUGCUGGAAAUUCUUUAUAGACAAAGUCAGGCGGCAGUUAAAGGUCAUCCUGUGCUUCUCUCCUGUGGGUUCUACGCUGCGGGUACGUGCAAGGAAAUUCCCUGCUGUGGUCAACUGUGCGGCCAUAGACUGGUUCCAUGAAUGGCCUGAAGAUGCUCUGGUGUCCGUCAGUGGCAGAUUCUUGGAGGAAACGGAGGGAAUUGAGCCAGACGUCAAGCUCUCCAUCAGUCAGUUCAUGGCCUAUGUCCACAAAACUGUAAAUGAGAUGUCCAAAGUCUACCUAGCCACCGAGAGGCGCUAUAACUAUACAACCCCGAAAACCUUUCUGGAACAGAUCAAACUUUACCAGAAUCUGCUCUUUAAAAAGAGAAGAGAGCUCAUUGCAAAAAUCGACAGGUUGGAGAACGGCUUAAUGAAACUUCAGAGUACUGCUUCCCAGGUUGAGGACCUAAAAGCCAAACUUGCUGUCCAAGAGCUGGAGCUGAAGCAUAAGAAUGAGGAUGCAGAUAAACUGAUCCAGGUAGUAGGUGUUGAAACUGAGAAAGUGAGCAAGGAGAAGGUGAUUGCUGAUGAGGAGGAGCUGAAGGUUCAGGUCAUUAACACGAACGUAACCGAAAAACAAAGAGCCUGUGAGACUGACUUGGCUAAAGCGGAACCUGCUUUAUUAGCGGCACAAGAAGCUCUGGACACUCUCAAUAAGAACAACCUGACAGAGCUGAAGUCUUUCGGUUCGCCUCCCGAAGCAGUGGUUAAUGUCACAGCAGCUGUGAUGAUACUGACAGCUCCAGGGGGCAAGAUACCAAAGGACAAAAGCUGGAAGGCAGCUAAAAUCAUGAUGGGGAAAGUAGAUUCUUUCCUGGAUAGCUUAAAGAAGUAUGAUAAAGAGCACAUUCCUGAACCCUGUCUGAAAGCAUUUAAGCCCUAUCAGUCAGAUCCAACCUUUGACCCUGAGUUCAUACUCUCAAAGUCAACAGCUGCAGCAGGUCUGUGCUCCUGGUGUUUAAAUAUUGUUCGCUUCUAUGAAGUGUACUGUGAUGUCGCACCCAAGAGGCAGGCGCUAGAGGAGGCUAAUGCAGAAUUGGCGGAGGCACAAGAUAAACUCAGUCACAUUAAAAACAAGAUUGCAGACCUAAAUGCCAACUUGGCAACUCUCACAGCAGAAUUUGAAAAGGCCACAGCUGAAAAAAUCAAAUGCCAACAAGAGGCUGAUGCUACUAACAGAGUCAUCACCUUAGCAAACAGGCUUGUUGGAGGAUUAGCAUCGGAAAAUGUUCGCUGGGCUGAGUCUGUGGAAAACUUCAGAGAGCAGGAGAAGACUUUGUGUGGAGAUGUCCUGCUGAUUUCAGCCUUUGUUUCCUAUGUUGGCUAUUUUACUAAGAAAUAUAGGACUGAGCUGAUGGACAAGUACUGGAUACCAUACUUAAAUGAAUUGAAGGUGCCAAUUCCUGUUACACCAGGGUUGGAUCCUUUGAGCCUUCUGACUGACGAUGCGGAUAUCGCUACUUGGAAUAACCAAGGGCUGCCCAGUGACCGCAUGUCUACCGAAAACGCCACGAUUCUGUGCAACACGGAGCGCUGGCCGCUCAUUGUGGAUGCCCAAUUACAAGGGGUCAAAUGGAUUAAAAACAAAUAUGGAGAAGAGCUGAAAUCAAUCAGACUGGGACAGAGAAGCUAUCUGGAUAUCAUUGAGCAAGCUAUAUCAGAGGGACACCCCCUGAUCAUUGAGAACAUCGGCGAGUCGGUGGAGCCUGUGCUGGACCCUUUGCUAGGCAGGAACACCAUCAAAAAGGGAAAAUACAUUAAGAUAGGCGAUAAAGAAGUGGAGUACCAUCCAAACUUCCGUCUGAUUCUGCACACCAAAUACUUUAACCCCCAUUACAAGCCAGAGAUGCAGGCUCAGUGCACUUUAAUUAACUUCCUGGUAACCAGAGAUGGACUGGAGGAUCAGCUGUUGGCAGCAGUGGUUGCAAAAGAGAGGCCAGAUCUAGAGCAACUGAAGGCAAAUCUCACAAAAAGUCAAAAUGAAUUUAAGAUUUUAUUGAAAGAGCUGGAGGACUCUUUGCUUGCCCGCCUCUCUGCUGCAUCAGGAAACUUCCUGGGAGACACCGCAUUGGUGGAGAAUCUAGAGACAACAAAGCAAACAGCCAUAGAAAUUGAGGAAAAAGUGAGAGAAGCUAAAAUUACAGAAAUUAAAAUUAAUGAAGCUAGAGAAAACUACAGGCCAGCUGCAGAAAGGGCAUCCUUGUUGUACUUUAUACUGAAUGACCUCAACAAAAUUGACCCCAUCUACCAGUUCUCAUUAAAGGCAUUCAAUGUAGUCUUUGAGAAGGCCAUCCAGCGAACUCCUCCAGCUGAAGACGUGAAGCACCGGGUGAUAAACCUAACAGAUGAGAUCACCUACUCGGUCUUCAUGUACACUGCACGGGGACUCUUUGAGAGAGACAAACUCAUUUUCAUGGCCCAAGUUGCCUUUCAGGUCUUGCUAAUGAAGAAAGAAGUGAACCCGGUUGAACUGGACUUUCUUUUGCGCUUUCCGUUCAAGGCUGGACUGACGUCCCCUGUGGAUUUCUUACAAUCUCAAGGUUGGGGAGGAAUUAAGGUCCUCUCAGAUAUGGAUGAGUUCAAGAAUUUAGACAGUGACAUUGAAGGUUCGGCAAAGCGAUGGAAAAAAUUUGUUGAGUCGGAGGCGCCAGAGAAGGAAGUGUUCCCGAAGGAGUGGAAGAAUAAAUCAGCUCUGCAGAAGCUGUGUAUGAUGAGGUGCAUGAGGCCAGACAGAAUGACCUACGCAGUCAGAAACUUUGUGGAAGAGAAGAUGGGAAGUAAGUUUGUAGAAGGCAGAAGUGUUGAAUUUUCUAAAUCAUAUGAAGAGAGCAGCCCAUCCACUGCAAUAUUCUUUAUCCUCUCUCCAGGGGUUGACCCACUGAAGGACGUAGAGGCACUGGGAAGAAAGCUAGGCUUUACCAUCGACAACGGCAAAAUCCAUAAUGUGUCUCUAGGGCAAGGACAGGAAGUUGUGGCAGAAAAUGCCCUGGAUGUGGCUGCUGUUCAAGGACACUGGGUCAUUCUGCAGAAUAUCCACCUGGUUGCAAAGUGGCUGAGCACUCUGGAUAAGAAGGUUGAGAGAUACAGCAUUGGCAGCCACGAGGAUUACAGGGUGUUCAUGAGUGCAGAACCUGCUCCCACUCCAGACUCGCAUAUUAUUCCUCAAGGACUCCUCGAAAAUGCCAUUAAAAUUACCAAUGAGCCACCGACUGGCAUGCAUGCUAACUUGCACAAAGCACUGGAUCUCUUUACUCAGGACACUUUAGAAAUGUGCACCAAAGAAAUUGAAUUCAAGUGCAUCUUGUUUGCUCUCUGCUACUUUCAUGCGGUGGUAGCUGAAAGGCGUAAGUUUGGUGCGCAGGGCUGGAAUCGGUCUUAUCCUUUCAACAAUGGAGAUCUGACUAUAUCCAUCAACGUGCUGUAUAAUUACCUGGAGGCUAAUGUCAAGGUUCCAUGGGACGAUCUUCGCUAUCUCUUUGGUGAAAUUAUGUAUGGGGGACACAUCACAGAUGACUGGGAUCGCAGGUUGUGUAGAACUUACCUGAGAGAAUACAUCCGGGUGGAGAUGCUGGAGGGAGAAAUGGCCUUGGCUCCAGGGUUUUUAGUUCCACCCAACUCGGAUUACAAGGGUUAUCAUGAAUACAUUGAUGAGAACCUCCCCCCAGAGAGCCCGUACCUUUACGGGCUCCACCCCAAUGCCGAAAUUGGCUUCCUCACUGUCACGUCUGAAAAGCUUUUCCGUACAGUUCUGGAGAUGCAGCCUAAGGAGUCUGAUGCUGGAGGCGGGACGGGUGUGUCCCGAGAGGAAAAGGUCAAGCAAGUCCUAGAUGAAAUCAUUGACAAGCUACCCGAACCAUUUAAUAUGCUGGAAAUCAUGGCUAAAGCAGCAGAGAAGACCCCGUAUGUCGUGGUGGCCUUUCAGGAAUGUGAAAGAAUGAACAUCUUGACAAAUGAAAUUAGACGCUCUUUGAAAGAGUUAAAUUUGGGGCUGAAGGGGGAGCUGACAAUCACAACAGACAUGGAGGAUUUGUCUAAUGCUCUCUUCUAUGACAACGUGCCCGAAUUCUGGACAAACCGGGCCUACCCCUCCUUACUUGGCUUGGGAGCCUGGUAUGCUGACCUACUGCUCCGGGUCCGGGAACUAGAGGCCUGGACGACUGACUUUGCACUACCCACAACAGUGUGGCUGGCAGGCUUCUUCAAUCCCCAGUCUUUCCUCACCGCUAUCAUGCAGUCUAUGGCCAGGAAGAAUGAAUGGCCACUUGACAAGAUGUGUCUUUCAGUGGAAGUGACCAAGAAAAACCGGGAGGAUAUGACGGCUCCACCCCGAGAAGGCUCCUAUGUGCAUGGGCUGUUCAUGGAAGGUGCUCGGUGGGACAUUCCUAGUGGUGUCAUCACAGACGCUCGGCUGAAGGAGUUAACGCCCUCGAUGCCAGUCAUCUUCAUCAGAGCCAUCCCUGUGGACCGUAUGGACACCAAGAACGUCUACGAGUGCCCAGUCUACAAGACUCGCAUGCGAGGCCCCACCUACGUCUGGACCUUCAAUCUAAAGACAAAAGAGAAGCCAGCUAAGUGGAUUCUUGCUGCUGUUGCUUUGCUCUUACAAGUUUAAACUUUUACUGCCUCUGCAAAGCACUUGCUCCACCCAGCUCAACACUAAUCCCAUUCGUCAGAAAGUCCACCCAGCUUUUUGUCUGCCCCAAAGUAUUUUAAUAGUGACAAUAAAAGAUAAACAUGAAAUGAAAGUGUUAGUGCUCAGGUAGAUAAAACAACUGGCCAGCGGUGGAUUG